GAUUUGAAAUCUGAAUAGUUUAUUUCAAGCGUGUGCUAUGCUGUCAGUUCGAACGAUUGCCAACCAUUCGAAUACAAACACUAAAAAUCAUGCAUGUAUAAAUACACGAGCGAAUAAAGAGUGAAGUUGUCUUGAUUUGGAAGUUGAGCUGAAAACAACAGUGUUGUAUAGUGAAACGGAAGAAAUACCCUGACUCAACAUUUUAAAGUGGUACGAGGAUAAAAUAGCUGAAGUUUAGCUGAAAGUUAGUGUAGAGUGUGAUCUCAAGUGGUGAACAUUGCUGGUAAAGCGGUCGGAAAGAGUGCCGGCGUUGGACGAGGCGUUUUGUGCGAGCUAGGCCGGUCGUAAGUGACGCCAAUAUUCGCCAUCUUGAGCGUGCGUUUGCGCUAUUGUACCAGCGACGCGUGGUGUGAAUUUCAAUCGAAGUGAUCAGAAGUGUCCAUUUGUGCUAAAAAAAUCGGUUGAGGAUCAGCAGCGGUUAUUGUAAUUCGGCGUGGUUUGGUGUAGCUAUUCAGCAGCGGUUUUUGUCAUUCCGGAACAACCUUCUGUCUGAAAUCUGGUCCGGGCGCACUACUGGAGUGUACGGUUAAGAGGGAAUCCCAGAUUACGACCAAUUUUGUGGAACGGAGGAAACUACAUAAAAGGCAGUGAUUGUGGAAGCGGCCAUUGUGUUUUCGGCCCGGCCAAGCGUGAGAAAUUCAGCAGCGGUUUUGUAAACGAAAUUCGAAACGAGGAACGGUAGUGAAUCAGUGGCAUCCUGUUCGGCGGGCUAGCUGCAGUCUUCAGCAAAGAUCCUGGUCGGAAAUCUCCAGCACGAGUUCCAGCGUACUUCGGAGUGCUGUUUUCCACGGCGGCCAUUUGCAAUCGCUGCUCCGGACAGUUGUGGAGAAUCGAGUGACAACGGAACGUUUUUUAUACGGGCGCAAAGGAGGCUUCGGAAGGAAAGGUACGUGAUUUUUUUCUUAUAAUUGCUCAAGUUAAAACGGAUUUUCAAAUUGUUUAAAAAAUUUUGUAUAUAGCCAUGGCUCUGAUUGGUAGCAUUGACCCGUAUGUUCCGGGCUCAUCCUUCUCCAAUUAUGUGGAACUUUUGGAGUAUUUCUUUUCUAGUAAUAACAUCGAUGAAAAUAGAAAAAAAGAUCUAUUCAUGAACUUUGCCGGAAUGACAGUAUUUGAAGAAUUAAAAUUACUUUACCCUGCUACUGACCUGAAAACGUUAAGUUAUGCGGAAAUAACAAAGAAAUUAAAGGAAAGAUACGAUAAAGUGGAUUCUGAAAUCGUUUUGAGGUAUAAAUUUCGUUGUCGUCUGCAAGGAUCAACAGAAUCCGGAGAAAAUUAUAUUUUGGCAGUAAAACUAUUGGGGGAAGCUUGUGAUUUUGGGGCAUUUCGCGAUUCGGCCAUAAGAGAUCAGCUUGUAUAUGGAGUUUAUGACAAAGAUCUGCAAACUAGGCUAUUGAACGAAGAAGAACUAACUUUGAAAUCGGCGGAGCGCAUUAUUAAAAAUAAGGAAAUGGCGGUUUGCAAUAGACAAAAGCUCAACCCCGAUGAAAAUGUUAACUCGGUCAAGUUUAGGCUUGGUCGACGAGAUUCUCGCUAUGAUUCGAAUAGAGCAGAUCGUGAAAGAGGAAGAUCGAGAAGUUGGAACAGGGAUAAUGGACACAGACGUUUUAGAGAAAGAUCAAGGUCAGAUUCACGUAACAAUCGGGUUAGUAGCAAGGGAAGGUACGCAAAUUUUGUAUGUCAUUACUGCAAAGCUAAAGGUCACAUUCAGCGCUUUUGUUACCAGUGGAAGAACAGCAACCGUGCGACAGUGAAAUUUGUGAAUGAAGUAGACAACGAGGAUCCGAAUGACUAUUUCAAGAGACUGCAAAUGGAUUAUGACACCGACAAUGAAGCAGAUCGCGAUUUCAUCAAAUGUGAUCUCGGCUCACAGGGGGCAGAUCAAAGUAGUUAAGAAUUCUGAACCGCGGCGCAAUGUGGCGCUUCAGGAAGUUGCAGCAAGGGCCCGAAUAUCAUCUAAAAGGCGAUUCGAAAGUUCGGAUGAAGAUGAGCCGUUCCAGAGCACCUCAUCUCGACAGGUUCUGCAUCCUCCUACUCCUCCUCCGCCAGUUAGAAGUGAAGUUCAUCCCACUGUAUUGCAAUCCUACGAUGAAACGCAAGCCACACACAACGAUAAGCGAACACCGCGGAUAAUAUCUCCCCAGAGUAGUGAACAA
Molecule: messenger RNA, 2213 nt
Organism: Aedes albopictus (Asian tiger mosquito)
Lineage: Eukaryota; Metazoa; Arthropoda; Insecta; Diptera; Culicidae
Exons: 3
Coding region: 1022-1951 (309 amino acids)
Molecular function (GO): nucleic acid binding; zinc ion binding
Source: RefSeq, a predicted model, not a curated record